Chrysochloris asiatica (Cape golden mole) is the source of this 819-nucleotide messenger RNA. It is a transcript of the gene FOSL1, whose product is annotated as FOS-like antigen 1. The record is from RefSeq and is a predicted model, not a curated record. The transcript is spliced from 4 exons. Lineage: Eukaryota; Metazoa; Chordata; Mammalia; Afrosoricida; Chrysochloridae. Gene Ontology annotation, biological process: regulation of transcription by RNA polymerase II. Bases 1 to 819 code for a protein of 272 amino acids. Gene Ontology annotation, molecular function: DNA-binding transcription factor activity, RNA polymerase II-specific; RNA polymerase II cis-regulatory region sequence-specific DNA binding. Gene Ontology annotation, cellular component: nucleus.
AUGUUCCGAGACUUUGGGGAACCCGGACCUAGCGCCGGGCCGAGCGGCGCGUACGGCGGCCCAGCGCACAAUCCCAGCGCGGUGCAAGCGGCAGUCCAGCAGAAGUUCCAUCUCGUACCAAGCCUCAACACUGUGAGUGGCAGUCAGGAGCUGCAGUGGAUGGUGCAGCCUCACUUCCUGGGGCCCAGCAGCUACCCCAGGCCUCUGGGCUAUCCUCACUUCAGUGCCCCACCGCCCAGACCAGGAGUCAUCAGGGCCCUGGGGCCACCUCCAGGAGUACGGCGCCGACCCUGUGACCAGAUCAGCCCUGAGGAGGAGGAGCGCCGCCGAGUGAGACGCGAGCGGAACAAGCUCGCCGCCGCCAAGUGCAGAAACCGGAGGAAGGAACUGACCGACUUCCUGCAAGCUGAGACCGACAAACUGGAAGAUGAGAAGUCGGGGCUGCAGCGAGAGAUUGAGGAGCUACAGAAGCAGAAGGAACGCCUGGAGCUCGUGCUGGAAGCCCACCGCCCCAUCUGCAAAAUCCCUGAACAGGCCGAGGAGAGCAGCCCUGAGGACCCAAGGGGUACAGACAGUCCGCCAGUCUCCUCCCACCCAGUGCCUUGUAUCUCCCUGUCCCCGGGGACUGUGCUUGAACCCGAGGCACUGCAUACCCCCACACUCAUGACCACGCCCUCUCUGACCCCAUUCACGCCGAGCCUGGUCUUCACCUACCCCAGCACUCCUGAGCCCUGUUCAUCUGCUCAUCGCAGGAGUAGCAGUAGCAGCGGGGACCCUUCCUCUGACCCACUUGGCUCCCCCACCCUCCUUGCUUUGUGA